UACACUCGCUGAGCCCACACUUAAUAGGUUCAAAGAAGUCUGAGUAAAAAUCUGAUGUUAGUCUGCAGAAGAAGUUGAAGACAAACGGACACAGCAGUAAAACCUUAGCUUGAAAAUCAUGAAUCGCCAGGAGCUUAGUCAUUGGGAUUAUGAGGAUGAUGACCAGUACGAUUAUCAGGAUCAGUACCAUUACGACCAGGACCAAUACGAUUGUCCGGAUCACCACUACCAUUCUAACUCAUAUCGCAAUAACGGAGGCCGUUACCAGUCUUCAUACAACAGUUCCAAUGGAACAGGGCGUAAAUCUAAUGCUGGACGCAGAAAUGACCAACAAUCUGUUUCUCUGCUUGGUCAACAGAGCCAGGCUUUAAAUGAUGAACCGACUGUGGGUCACAUUGGGUUUUUAGAAGUGGUACCUUCCUCGAGUUCAGCGAUUCCAUCAAAAUCAACCAUUUCGAAAAUGGCCCCAUCUGGUGGUAAUAUCGUUGUAAAUGUCAUAAAUAUAAACCAUAAAUAUUAAUCUGACUUAAUUACUUACUAAAAUAAACAUUUUUCAAAGUU
Messenger RNA from Drosophila serrata, 561 nucleotides. RefSeq lists its product as uncharacterized. Lineage: Eukaryota; Metazoa; Arthropoda; Insecta; Diptera; Drosophilidae. The record is from RefSeq and is a predicted model, not a curated record.